Molecule: messenger RNA, 4175 nt
Organism: Saimiri boliviensis boliviensis (Bolivian squirrel monkey)
Lineage: Eukaryota; Metazoa; Chordata; Mammalia; Primates; Cebidae
Gene: SGCD
Product: sarcoglycan delta
Biological process (GO): cardiac muscle tissue development; heart contraction
Cellular component (GO): sarcoglycan complex; sarcolemma
Source: RefSeq, a predicted model, not a curated record
AGAGAGGGCUCGUCUCCAGCAUCUAGCACUACAGAGCAGAGGCUGUGUGGAGAAUGGCUGCAAAAUCGGACCCGGUGGUCGAAGCCCUUUCCUUCCUGGUUGUGAGUACGAGCCCGGCAGACACCAUGAACGCUGUUGCAGGGGAGUGAGCCUGUGCUCGACACAUGUGUUUCCCAUUGGUAGCUGGAGACAGCCCAGUAGCUGUGAGUCGGUCUGACAAAGCCACGUUGAAGCACAGAGUACGGUUUCAAAGCAGUCCGAAAAAGGACGGGAAUGCUGUUCAGGAAAUUCUUCAGGCAUGGGCAGGGACUUGGCUGCGGUGCUGCACUUGGAAAAUCUGACGGGGGCAGCUUCUGAGCACAGGCCGGGCCUGCUCACGCCCAGCGGGCCGAGCGGCCGCCGCCGUCAGAGCUGCUCAGCACGCCCCGGGGUCGCCAGCGGCUUUCACCGGCCGGUGUGUGCACCGGACAGGAGAGAGACAUUACUGCUGGGAGUGUUGAGUGAAGGGACCAGGUGGAGAUGAUGCCUCAGGAACAGUACACUCACCACCGGAGCCCCAUGCCUGGCUCCGAGGGGCCACAGGUAUACAAGGUGGGGAUUUACGGCUGGCGGAAACGAUGCCUGUAUUUCUUUGUCCUGCUCCUCAUGAUUUUAAUACUGGUGAACUUGGCCAUGACCAUCUGGAUUCUCAAAGUCAUGAACUUCACAAUUGAUGGAAUGGGAAACUUGAGGAUCACAGAAAAGGGUCUAAAGCUAGAAGGAGACUCCGAAUUCUUACAACCUCUCUACGCCAAAGAAAUCCAGUCCCGACCAGGUAACGCCCUGUACUUCAAAUCGGCCAGAAAUGUUACAGUGAACAUUCUCAAUGACCAGACUAAAGUGCUAACUCAGCUGAUAACAGGUCCAAAAGCUGUAGAAGCUUAUGGCAAAAAGUUUGAAGUAAAAACUGUUUCUGGAAAAUUGCUCUUCUCUGCAGACGAUAAUGAAGUCGUAGUAGGAGCUGAAAGAUUAAGAGUUUUAGGAGCGGAGGGCACAGUGUUCCCUAAAUCUAUAGAAACACCUAAUGUCAGGGCAGACCCCUUCAAGGAACUAAGGUUGGAGUCCCCAACCCGGUCUCUAGUGAUGGAGGCCCCAAAAGGAGUAGAAAUCAAUGCAGAAGCUGGCAAUAUGGAAGCCACCUGCAGGACAGAGCUGAGACUGGAAUCCAAAGAUGGAGAGAUUAAGUUAGAUGCUGCGAAAAUCAAACUACCUAGGCUGCCUCAUGGAUCCUACACGCCUACAGGAGCGAGGCAGAAGGUCUUCGAGAUCUGCGUCUGCGCCAAUGGGAGAUUAUUCCUGUCUCAGGCAGGAGCUGGGUCCACUUGUCAGAUAAACACAAGUGUCUGCCUCUGAAAGACUAUCCAUAGUGGACAUUGUCAGCAGCAUCAAGGCCUUUUUUUGGCUUUAGACGCUGGCUGCCAGCUAUUUUUACUAGAACACAGAAAGCCUAUCAAAGACCUUUUGUGUGUGUGUAUGCGUGUGUGUGUGCGCUUGAGUGUGUUUGCAUAUGUGGGUGGAUAUAAAUAUAUAUAAAUAUAUAUAAAUAAAUAUAUAUAUCCUCUGUAUAAAAUGAGGUUUCAGUACAAAAGGAACCAUGGGUGACCCUGUGAUAGCCACUGUCAUUUUCCAUCCCAUCCCCACCACCUACGUGACAAAAAUCUAAAUACACAUCCGUCCUAACAUUCCCCAGACUAUUCAGAAUCACACAGCAUGUUCGACACUGACGAGCUUCAUCUAGAUGUUUGAGCAGCCAUGUAUCUUCUCCCUUAGUGUCAUUGUGAGGGAGUGAUGGCGGGAAUCUCAAAGCUGCACUCAAGCUCUGAGACCUUUGUAUCAAAAAUAGGCAUUUGGUUUCCUGUUUUAGCUUUAGUAAAGCUGGCUAACCUCCUCCUCUUCAAGGUAGGGACUGGCAACGCUGUAGAAGUCAGCCACAGGAACCCAAAAUGGCUGCCCUACCUUGGCAGCCAAACAUAUUGAGGUUUUUGUAGUUGAAUGAAUGAGGAGGAUGAAUUUCAGCACAUUUUGAACUACUCAUCCAACUUCUGCUGUCUUGCUCCCUCAAACUCCCGGACUCUCCCACAAUCAAAUUAGGAGCUGUAAAUCAGCACAAAAUAAGAUAACAGCUGUUCCUCAGUCAGCUGGAAACUACUCAGUGGGCUGACAGGCAAUGAACAAAUGGGUGAUAUGUCUCUGUUUAAAGGAAAAAUGGCUUAAAAGCUGUUCUGUUCCCACUUCUGACUUUAUCCAGUAUAUUUCAACACACAAUAAUCAGGUUAUUCAAAAUCCCCAAGAGCAGAACUCCUACUCCAAGAGAAGCCUGGAUGUCUAAUUAAGAGUAGCAUCAGGAACCUAAUUAUGCUUACUAUGUUUCUUGCGAUUGGUGGGUAAUGUAAAAACAUGUCCUUUAUUUUUAAAGGCAUGCACAAACUCUCUGACUUUGAUCUUCUUAUAUUUGUCCUGGGAUAUUCAUAUUCCUAAAUCCACUAAUGUGCUUUCUCUAAGAAGCACUACGUGCCACCAGAAUUGCUCACUGAAAGAUAAUAUAAACUAAGUCAAGUGUCUUUAUGAGAAUCACUGUGUCCCGUGGGGCCCAGCAGUACCUCCUCCCCUGUAUGUAGAAGCAGCACCUGAAUUCCCGCCAUCAGCUACCUCUCAUCACCCCACCUUCAUCAUCAUGCUCCAGGGUCACCCUGGCCAGCUCUUGUGCUGGGACAGGGGAUUACACCAUCUCUGUUCAAAGAGGAGGAAAUGUGCCUAUGCCUUAAGUCAAUGCACUCAGCAAGGAGAAGCACAUCUAAUUUAUCUCGUUACCUAUAGUUUAUUUUGGGAGAUUGGAGGAGGAUGACUUAGUUAUGACUGGACAUCUUAACAGCUGAUAGAUAAACCAAAUGGUUGGCAGAUGAGGACUCUCAGGAGCCCAGAAUGAACUCAUCGCUGGCUUAGACUGUCCUGGAUGCCAUUUGGAAAGCAGUGGCCCUGCAAGUCUAAAUGAAAUUGUAUUUGUAGGCCUGGGUGGCAUUCGGGUUUGUUUUACUUUUCCCUCAGCGAGGUUUUAAUUUUUCUUACUUUACAAGCAGGCGGUGUUUUGUACAGGAGAUAAAUAAAAGAUCUGAUAUUUUUUUGAGAUGACACUCAAGCGUCAGGCUGAGAUUUGCACACACAGAUGUAAAAGCAAGCUGUGUGUUGCUCGGUCACUUACAAGUAGAUGGUGGGGGAUGGGGGAUGGGUCCUAGCCUGGCCAGUGAUGAACCAGUGAUGUUGCUUUUGGCAUCCAGACCCCAAACUCACUCUGAGCACUCUCGCUCAGUAUUUCAUCCAGAGAGUUGGGCUGGUCAUUCUUAGGGUGAGACCCAGUGAUUGGUUGGUUUGCAGCACUAGGGUCCAAAAAGGAAAACCAUAAAAGACAUCAGAUUACUCUGGAUCUGUAGAAUUAAUAUCCCACAGGGCCAUGCUGUCAGAAUCUGUAUGUAUCAAUAGGGGGUUUUUCCAAGCCAGGAAAGGCCCUCCUUGGCUACUAGGAUCACCUACCCCAUAUCAUUCAGAUAAACAAUAAUAGCUACGAGGUCGUUUGUGGCCAGAUAGGUUAAGAUGGGUGAUUGUUUUUUAAGAAGACACUCUGCAUUUUGCCAUCUCAAGUUCAUUAUCUUUGGAUGACAAAAGAGCAAAAAGUCCCCAGAACAUUUUCCUUAGAUAUUGUUCUAAUCACUACAUGAAAGAAUGAGGUUAGCACCAGAUGUUUUAUGCAAAUAAAAAAGACUGGUGUGAUUCCACAUGCAAAAUUUAAUCCUAAGGGUGAUGAGAUCACAAAUACAAUAAAAAUAAGAACAAUCAACAGUAUAAAUCACAUACCUGUUGGGAACAGAUACGAUAAAAUUCUAUUUUUCAUUUAUGCUAAGUGACCACAAUAUACAAAGUAAUAAGCAGGAAAUUUGGUAUGGCUUAAAUUAUGUAUUUCAGUUCAGAUUUCAGAAAUUGGUAGUAAAAUGCAUUCUAAGUUUCUCAAUGUACAUCUUUUUAUCCCAACACCCUCAAACUAGAAUAUUUGUCCAUGAUCAUGAGAAAAAAUUUUACCUGAAUUCUUGGGUGGGAAGAAAAGCUUUUACAUUAAAAUCUACUAACACCUACUUUUUAAAAAA